Centrocercus urophasianus (Greater sage-grouse) is the source of this 1904-nucleotide messenger RNA. RefSeq names its product protocadherin gamma-A10-like. The record is from RefSeq and is a predicted model, not a curated record. The annotation marks the transcript as partial. The transcript has a single exon. Lineage: Eukaryota; Metazoa; Chordata; Aves; Galliformes; Phasianidae.
AUUCCCAUCCCCAUCCCAUCUCCACCUCCCAUCCCAUUCCCACAUCCCAAGUCCUGGCUCAACCUAGCCUUCCCUCUGGAGGGAAGAGAAGGAUGCUCGCGGGCAUCUCCCCGAUGCGACAGGAACGAAGACUCAGAGCCUGUGCUAACCCCGCUCCUCUCCUCCAUCCCUGCAGAAGCCGCUGAUGUCAACGCAACCCUGGGUGGGGGCACAGGCACCAUGGGGCUGAGCGCCCGCUACGGCCCCCAGUUCACCCUGCAGCACGUCCCUGAUUACCGGCAGAACGUCUACAUCCCGGGCAGCACCGCCACGCUGAGCAACGCCGCCGGCAAACGCGACGCCAAACCCUCGGGUGGCAACAAGAAGAAAUCUGGCAAGAAGGAGAAGAAGUAGAAAGGAGACGUCAGAGCGGCCGGGCAGCGCGUGCCAGCACUCCCCAACACCACAGGAGGACGAAUGUGGAUUUGGUUUUUAUUUUUGAUUUCUUGGUGACGCAAAAGUUAUAGGAAGCGCUGCGAAUGUAUUUGUCAUCGUCAGAGCUAGGAGCAGGCUGCCUGCUGUUAGGUCUCAUGAUGAAAAGCAAUCUGGAAAGCUAAAGCUAACACAAACAAGUGCCCUGUGAAUACAGCUAACGUUUUAUACGACCCCUCGGGUGUUAGGAUACACGAGGUCGAAAGGCUUCGGCCAAAUCCUUGGCUUCGAUUUGCUCCCAGAUGGUCUGAGAAAGGCACGAGGCUCUCGCUCAGCUUCGUCCAGUGUAAAUAACUGUAACACCCAUCUGUUAAUUUAUAGAGCUUUGAUCUUCUUCUUCUUUUUUUUUUUGAAAGAAAAAGGAAUUUCCCAGCAUAAAGCCCCGUGCUCCACAUUUUCUGCUCUUUAACAUCGUGAAACUCACCCUGGGUUAUUCGUUAGCGGUGGAUCUGUGGGUAGGGAGUGCUUCAGUUCCUGUUCAGCUGUUAUCCGAAAAAGAAAAGAAAAGAAAAAAAAAAAAGUGUUUGUAUUGCAUGAGUCAAAGGGAACAAUGCAGAGCUGCAUCCUAAACAGUUAUUGUUUUGUUUUGUUGUUUUUUUUUUUCCCCUCAAAGUACAACCAGCCAUGGCCUGAGAGCUCCUGGUGUCUGAGCAGGGGUUCAGCGUGGCCCUGGGGGGGCUCUGAGCAGACACAUCUCGUCCCUGCGUUGCAGUAAAUAUUUAUAUGUACAGUCAGUGUUCUUUUGGAAUUAAAGCUAUGGGGCUGGGAGGGGCUGCUCUGUGCCUCUCCGUGACCCCGCAUGUGCGUCACCUGCGUCACAGCUGCACUUUUGGAACACGCCUCCCCAGCCUCCAGGAUGUCCUCGCAUGGCCAUGCAGCAUAGGGUGAAGGUGCUUUGUAUUUGGGGAGUGGGGGGAGGGGGCGGGGGGUUGUUGGGUACCAAGGAAGUGGCAGUGGGUUUGGUGGCACACGGGGAGCAGGUUUGGGAUGGGGAUUUAUGGGCUGGGGGUCCCUGCAAUGGCAUGAGCCCAGGGAUCAGCUGGGACGAAACAUUGGGGGGUGCUGGCUUUGGGGUUCCCACCUCCCAGAGGGAACAGGAGGACGACGAGUUGGAUUUCUCCAUGCUGUGCCCCUUCCAAGCGGGCUCAGCCCAGAGGAGUGUCCUGGUGGCCUUGGUGGUGCUGCUGGGGACACCUCAAGCUCCCCAUAUCACAGCAUCCGUGCCUCUCCCUCCCCCCAGAAAAGCAGAGAGGGAAUUUGGCACCCGAAGUGGGUGCGGGUGGGGAGAGGUUGGUCCCCCCCAAACCCCCCCCUAAGGGCCACUCAAUUUCACAUAGGAUUUUUUGCUCUUUUUUGAUCACUAACACUUAACUCACCCCUUACACGCACACACAUCCCCCUCCCACACCCCGGGGGGGGCAACACCACGCUCA